Olea europaea var. sylvestris is the source of this 1821-nucleotide messenger RNA. Its product is annotated as UDP-arabinose 4-epimerase 1-like. Gene Ontology annotation, molecular function: UDP-glucose 4-epimerase activity. Gene Ontology annotation, biological process: beta-D-galactose catabolic process via UDP-galactose, Leloir pathway. The record is from RefSeq and is a predicted model, not a curated record. Gene Ontology annotation, cellular component: cytosol. NCBI's taxonomy places the organism in Eukaryota, Viridiplantae, Streptophyta, Magnoliopsida, Lamiales, Oleaceae. The transcript is spliced from 10 exons. The coding region runs from base 449 to 1618 and encodes 389 amino acids.
CACACAUUCGGAAAAUGAUUGGUUUACUGAGUAUGAGAUGGCAAUAUUUGUGUGUCAUCCCCUAAUUUUAAGGCUUUGUUUGAUCGUAGGUUGCACUGAAGAACAUGGUCCACUUUUCUUCCACUACAAUAUAGAUUAUCUAAUCCCAACGCGUUAUUUCACAUUCAAACUGCCAAGCCUCUCUUUAUUUUUCCGUUUCUCCUACUCCUUCCUCCCUUUGACAUUUCGCACUAUUAGUCAUAUAUAUUUAUAACGUUCUCGAUUAGUCUUCUUUAUUUCUAUCUCUCUCUCCAGUUCAGACUGGAUAUAUCUAUUACAAACUUGAAGAUUCUUAAACGUCGUCAUUAGUUCUGCCUUCGAUUGUUGUUCACAUUAGUGAGAAGACACAAUUCAGUGGGAAAUAAUAAGAAGAAACCUGUGUCUUUCGCUGCUUAAUCGAUUUCAAGGGAUGGAUUUUAUAGAGACGAAUCGAAGGAGCAACACUAGGAAAAUUUUCUUAGCUGCCGGAAUUACUGCACUUUUUAUUUUUCUUUUCAAGCGAUCACCUGGUACUGCUACCUCUACCAAGUUUUCUCAACACGAAUCUGGAGUAACGCAUGUCUUAGUAACUGGAGGUGCAGGCUAUAUAGGUUCUCAUGCUGUCCUUCGGCUUCUCAAGGAUUCAUAUCGUGUAACCAUUGUGGACAACCUUUCCAGAGGGAACAUGGGAGCUGUUAAAGUCCUCCAAGAACUUUAUCCCGAGCCCGGGAGACUUCAAUUUAUAUAUGCUGAUCUUGGAGAUGCAGCAUCAGUAAAUAAAAUUUUUACAGAGAACGCAUUUGAUGCUGUCAUGCAUUUCGCAGCUGUUGCUUAUGUUGGCGAAAGUACAGCAGAGCCUCUAAGGUACUAUCAUAAUAUUACUUCAAAUACCUUGUUAAUAGUGAAGGCAAUGGCUGCACAUGGUGUAAAGACAUUGAUCUAUUCAAGCACUUGUGCUACGUAUGGAGAACCGGAAAAGAUGCCUAUCACAGAAGUUACUCCUCAAGCCCCGAUCAAUCCAUACGGAAAAGCCAAGAAAAUGGCAGAAGACAUUAUAUUGGACUUCUCAAAGACUUCCGACAUGGCUGUCAUGAUUUUAAGGUACUUCAAUGUAAUUGGCUCCGACCCUGAGGGAAGAUUGGGAGAAGCUCCUCGAUCAGAAUUGCGUGAACAGGGACGUAUUUCAGGUGCUUGUUUCGAUGCAGCCAGAGGAAUAAUUUCGGGAUUAAAGAUAAGAGGGACAGAUUAUAGCACACCAGAUGGAACUUGUGUAAGAGACUACAUUGAUGUUACUGAUCUGAUUGAUGCACAUGUCAAAGCAUUAGCCCAUGCAAAACCAGGCAAAGUUGGAAUUUACAAUGUUGGGACUGGAAAAGGUAGUUCAGUAAAACAAUUUGUGGAAGCAUGUAAGAAGGCUACUGGUGUGAACAUAAAGGUUGACUACCUAAGUCGUCGGCCGGGGGAUUAUGCCGAAGUAUAUAGCGAUCCUUCGAAGAUCAAGAACGAGCUAAACUGGUCGGCUAAGUACACGAAUCUCGAAGAAAGCUUAGCAAUUGCUUGGAGAUGGCAAAAGACACACAGAAAUGGUUACAACAAUUGAGUUUGGAGUUAGUUCCAUUUUGUUAUAGUCUUAGCAGAUUAGUUGAUGCUAUACAUACAGGUCAUUGUUUCGUCGUAUGUCGUUCGACAAAUAUCAAGACAGUGUCGAUCGAGCUGAUAUCGUGAAUUUAUAUUAAGAUGGUGAUUAAUCAUGAAAUCUAGAGAUGCAAUAAAAGGAAGACAAUGAAGUGGAAUUGUUCUUAA